AUGUCUUGCUCCAGCCUGUCCUAUCCAGAAUGCGGGGUGGCCCGUCCCAGUCCAGUUUCUGGCAGCUGCAAUGAGCCUUGCGUUAGGCAGUGCCCUGACUCUGAAGUGAUCAUCAGACCAUCACCGGUUGUUGUGACCAUCCCAGGACCAAUUCUCAGCACUUUCCCUCAGCAGAGUGCAGUGGAAUCCGUUGGAGCACCUGUGGUCGGACCCGGCUAUGGGGGCUCAUUCGGUUCUGGGGGACUGUACGGCUAUGGAAGCCCUUACGGAGGAUUGUAUGGUUACGGGGGAUUAGGUGGUUAUGGGGGCCAUUAUGGUUAUGGUAGAUUGGGUGGUUAUGGAGGAGGUUAUGGGGGACUGUGUGGUUACGGUUACAGGGGAUUAGGUGGUUAUGGGGGAUUGUGUGGUUAUGGGGGAGGUUAUGGGGGAGGCUAUGGAGGACUCUGUGGUUACGGGGGAGGUUACGGUUAUGGAGGAUUAGGUGGUUAUGGGGGAUUAUGUGGUUACGGGGGAUAUGGCCGUAGGUAUCGCGGUGGAUACUGUGGGCCAUGUUAAUCCCAACAGCAAUAUCCAUGAAAUAAAGGAGAAUAGGCCCGACAUGUUCUAUCCUUUCCACCAAUAUGUAUCAUAAACA
Mauremys reevesii (Reeves's turtle) is the source of this 634-nucleotide messenger RNA. Its product is annotated as claw keratin-like. The record is from RefSeq and is a predicted model, not a curated record. Gene Ontology annotation, cellular component: intermediate filament. Lineage: Eukaryota; Metazoa; Chordata; Testudines; Geoemydidae. The transcript has a single exon. Bases 1 to 555 code for a protein of 184 amino acids. Gene Ontology annotation, molecular function: structural constituent of cytoskeleton.